UGACCUAGGCCUUGUGACUUCGCCUGCAUGGAGGGAUGGCUAUGCCCUCCCUUUCUUGCUGGGACCCGGAGCCAGGCGAAGAGGCCAUGGGAGGCUUUGUGAACCUCAGCCCUGACCCAGGAAGGAGUGGAAGGGGUGUGCGGUGCCCGAGGAGAGGGUGCCACUGCGGGGCCACAGGCUGUAGUCACACAAUAUUGCUGAGCAGGCCCCUUGAGUCAGUGUGUCCAGGCUGGAGCCCAGCCUAGAGGAAUCCCUUUCCUUUCCUCUUCUGCUCUACCCCAAAGCUGAGGUUGGCUUGACAGACACAUGGACUCAGGACAUGUGUCCUUACGAAGGCUGGCUUGGGGCCAGCAUGUGGCUUUGGGGUUUUGCCGCUUCCUGUCAGCAGCAGGUGGGGUGGGGGUCCUCAUGCCCGUUUCACAGAUUGAGGUAGGAGCUAUUGUCCACACUCUAGUGAGUGGUCCAGCUGACCCUCGCCCCCUGCCACUUCUCUUUCCACUGCACCAGCUACCUCUGAAAAUCAAGGACUGGGAUGGAGCCAAAUGGGGCCACUGCAGGACCUGAAAGGGUGAGGAGGAUUUUGUACCAGGGAGGCAAGGAGACAGCGAUGUUAUGUGGGGACCUGCAGGAGGUCAGAUAGAGCCUAGCACAUGUAAGGAGCAAGGAGGUGUGGGACAGUGAGGGCAGAGGUGAGGCUGGUGGGUCAGGGUGGCCUUCUCCCUCACCCUGGCUGGAGGAUGGAGGUGGAGGGGGCGCCCUGGGCAGUCAGGGUGGUGCUGAGUAGCCCCAGCCAGCUGGCCAGACCAGCUCCUGUGGGUGCGUGGUUCAACAACACGAUGGGUGAAGAGUGGGAGCUGGGGCAGAGAGCCUAGAAGCCUUGCACUUUGGCUUUGGGGCUCCCCAGAGCACCCGUGACUUGGUCCUAGAGUGGAACUCAGCCCAAACGACACGAGAGAGGUGACUGAGUUCCAGCAGUGUUGGACUCUGCAGAGGGCACGUGGUGAAGCCGUUUAGGAGAAACUUCAGGCUUCCUGCCCCCAAGUGGCUCUGGCCAAACUCAGGGAUUGUGAUGAGGCCCAGGACAGUUGGACUGGGGGCAGGGGUAGAUAGUAGGGGCUGUGGAAAAUGUCUGACAGUCCUAAUCCACGCCUGCUUUGUGUUUGGGGCAAGCACCUCCCAGCCACCCUCUCCGCCUCAAUUUCUCCUGGAUGAUGGGUCAUUCCAUGUGCCUCGCAAGGCUGUUGCAGAAGUGAAUCAAAGUCAUUGUGUUGCAUGAGUCACAACUCACUGUAUUUACUCUUGGAUGGUGGAGGGCAGGCACUAUGGUCGUGGAUGGCCCCAGACAUCAGGGAGGCCUGGCCCUAUAUGCUCCCCUCUGCUGGGCUCAGCCAUGUUCCCCUUCACUGGUCCUGGCCUUGCUUUGAUAAUGGCCAUGGUGCUGGGGAGGGUGCUGCUGGGCACAAGGUGGUCCCACCUCUCUGAAUGCAGCCUAUGAGGUGGUGGGGGGACAUGCAGGCAGGAGGACCCAGCACCGGGUGGGUCUGAGUUUCAAGCCUAAACUGUCACCAUAGGGACAUUUCCCUGGGGCAGUUUUGCGUAACGAGGAUAAUAAUACUCUUCCUUAAAGGAAAUAAGAGAGAGAUGGGAGGGAUGGGCACCCGGGGAGGGCUCGGAAAGUGGAAGCCUUUGUGAUGAUGAUGUCACCCCAUUUGGGAGCAGCAGGGUGAAGUGGGAGCCAGGAAGCCUGGUCCGGGUCUGAGUUACCCCGUGACCUCAGGCAGCUGGGUGCCUCAUUGGGCCCCUUGCCCCUGCUGACAUGUGAAAGUCUCUUCAGGGUCCUUUCUCAGCCCUUGAACUUUGAGAGGGCACUAUGAUUUCUAGACCUGAGCCCCAAGGCCAGGGUAGGGAGCUGGUCCCAGCAGGAGCAGGCAUGUUUCUGCUCACAGCAUCCCUCUCUGGCUCCACGGAGACAAGACAAGAGAUGAACCAGGCAAGAUAGAGGAUGAGGGCGGGGAGGACGGAGCAGCCUCGGGUGCUGUGACCUUCCUGAACCUCAAUUCUUGCUCUGUGCCGGGGUCCUGUCUCUGACACCUCUCCCGGGGUCUAAUGGGAUGCCGGGUGCUCUCCAGUCCUUUCUCCUUGCCCAGAGGGUGGGCUGCCGAGGAUGGAUUUGCCACAAUGAAGUGAAGGCCUCCUCCAUCUGGGAGACUUGGCAUCUCCAGAUUCUUCCCUGCUUCUGGCGAUUUGGGGAAGGGGCUGGGGGUAUUGGAAGAGGAAUUGUGGGCGCUGAGAAACUGGUGUCCGGGGAAGCAGCCACGUUGUUGGUGCCCCUCUGGGCCAGGAGAUGGCCAGGCCCUGAGGGCGUGGUGAGACUAGAUCGAUGGAGCUCAUUGCUGCUGCCACCGCCGUGCCGUGCGCUUGGGCCUGGGAGCUGCGGCGAGCAGCGAGUGCUCUUUCAUGCCCCCUCCGCCCUGCCCAUCUGCAGGCCUGAGCCGGGUGAUGCUGAAGAUGAUGACUUUCUUCCAAGGCCUUCCAGGCCAGCACACUGCGUCAGGGGGUCCUGACCUGCCGGGAAGCUCCCAGAAGUUGCCCUCCACCUCCGAGGUGGAGUCAGAGGCCUCCAUGUCGGAGGCGUCUUCGGAAGACCUGGUGCCACCCCUGGAGGCCGCGGGAGCCCCAGACAGGGACAAGGAAGAGGCUCUGAAGAAGAAGAAGAAGAAGAAGUCCAAAGGCCUGGCCAGCGUGCUCAGCGUGUUCACCAAAGGGAGGAAGAAGAAGGGCCAGCCCGGCUCGGCGGAGCCAGAGGGCGACCCCGGGGCCCAGCCCGAGCCGAGCGGCCCGCUGCCCACAGCGGAGGAGCUCAAGGCGGAGCUGGAGCGCGGGCGGCUGGAGGCGGCGCGGCCGCUGCUGGCGCUGGAGCGGGAGCUGGCGGCGGCGGCGGCGGCGGGCGGCGAGAGCGCGGAGGAGCUGGUGCGGCGCCAGAGCAAGGUGGAGGCGCUGUACGUGCUGCUGCGCGAGCAGGUGCUCGGCGUGCUGCGGCGGCCGCUCGACGUGGCGCCCGAGCGGCUGCGCCAGGCGCUGCAGGUGCUGGCGGAGCAGGAGCGCGAGGACCGGCGGGCGGCGGCGGCGGCGGCGGGGGCGGGGGCGCCCGGGGGCUCGGCGCUGGUGGCCGCGCGGCCGCGGCGCUGGCUGCAGCUGUGGCGGCGCGCGGUGGCGCAGGCGGCGCAGGAGCGUCUGGGCGCGCGGCCGGCCGCGGACGCCGAGGGCCGCUCGGAGGCGGAGCGCGCCUUCCUGCACAUGGGCCGCACCAUGAAGGAGGACCUGGAGGCCGUGGUGGAGCGGCUGAAGCCGCUGUUCCCCGCCGACCUGGACGUGGUGGCCGCCUACGCCGAGAGCUACCACGAGCACUUCGCGGCCCAGCUGGCCGCCGUGGCGCAGUUCGAGCUGUGCGAGCGCGACACCUACAUGCUGCUGCUCUGGGUGCAGAACCUGUACCCCAAUGACAUCAUCAACAGCCCCAAGCUGGCAGGAGACCUGCAGAGAGUGCAGCUUGGGAGCCUUCUGCCCCCCAGGCAGAUCCGGCUGCUGGAGGCCACGUUCCUGUCCAACGAGGUGGCCAGUGUGAAGGAGCUGAUGACCCGUGCCCUGGAACUGGAGUCACAGCGCUGGGCCCGGGAUGUGGCUCCCCAGAGGCUGGACAGCCACUACCACAGCGAGCUGGCCAUCGACAUCAUCCAGAUCAUCUCCCAGGGCCAGGCCAAGGCUGAGAGCAUCACCCUUGACCUGGGUGUGCAGAUAAAGAACGUGCUGCUGCUGGAACUAGCUGCGUUCCUGAGGAGCUACCAGCGAGCCUUUGAUGAAUUUCUGGAGAGAUGCAAACAGUUGAGAAAUUACAGGGCCAAUGUCAUGGCCAACAUCAACAACUGCCUGUCCUUCCGCACCGCCAUGGAGCAGAAGUGGCAGAUACUGCAAGACCUCCCGGGCCACCUGAUGGGCCCCCUGAGUGACCUCAAGAGUCACGGCUUUGACACCCUGCUCCAGAGCCUGUUUGGAGACCUGAAGCCGCUGUUCAAGAGGUUCACACAGACCCGCUGGGCGGCCCCGGCGCAGACCCUGGGGGACAUCAUCUCCACCGUGGGCGAAAGGCUGCCUGAGUUCUCCGAGCUCCACGACUGUUUCCAGAAGGAGCUCAUGGAGGUGGUGCACCUGCACCUGGUGAAGGAGUACAUCAUCCGCCUCAGCAAGCGGAGCCUGGUCCUCAAGGUGGUGGAGCAGCAGCGGCAGCUGGCCGAACACAUCCUGGCCAACGCUGAGGUCAUCCAGCGCUUCUGCACUCAGAACGGCUCGUCAGCGACCUGGUUGCACCACGCCCUCCCCACGCUCGCUGAGAUCAUUCGCCUGCAAGACCCCAGUGCCAUCAAGAUUGAGGUGGCCACUUACGCCACCCGGUACCCCGACUUCAGCAAAGGCCACCUGAAUGCCAUCUUGGCCAUCAAGGGAAACCUGUCAAGCAACGAGGUCAAGAGCAUCCGGAGCAUCCUGGACGUCAGCGAGGGGAUGCAGCAGUCCUCCAAGCCCCUGUUUUCACUUAUAAAGGUCGGUUAGCUUUUCCUGCGGCUUGGCCUCCUUGUGAGCACCCAUCAAGCAUCGGACGCAACCCCACGGGUGGGCAACCACCCGACUUCAUGGCCCUCAGCAGGCUUCCUGCCUACUGCUGCUGCUGCUGCUACCCAGCCUCAGCCGAGGUACCGCCCCUGGGAGACUGGAAUUGGACUGACCCAGGUUACUUAGCUGUCCCAGGGGGCGGGAGGGCCCAUCCUGCGGAGGCAAUGAGGCAAUCCCCAAGAAACUCUGUAAGUGACGGUUGAUCUACAUGUACUGGAGGAGGGGGCCAAGAGGGAGACUGGCCGAGUAUAGCCCCCCAGUUACCUCCUGUCCACGGGGCCCGCCACGGUCUAUCCUAACUGCCCUCCCCGUGGCUGGGUCUGAGCGCCUUCCCAGCUGCCGGGGGACAGGGGCCCGCCCAUCCCGCCGCCUCUGACCCAGGCAGUGAGUGGGGCUCAACGUGUUCAUGGGAUCGAAGGCAGAACUAGGAAGGAAUGAAGAAAGCAACAACGAACUCUUAUUUGGAAUCUGCACACCCUGGGUCUUCCACCUGGAAGUCAUCCUGAGGUCUAGACAGGGCAAGCUUGACCUCUGACCCCUUGGCUUCUGUUUCAGUGUCCCAUUGCUGCUAACACGUUUCCACAAAUGUGGUAGUUGAAACCAGAACUUCUCUUCCCGCUCUGGAAGAAGUCCGACACAGGUCUCCUGGGCUAAAACCAAGGUGUCCGUGGGGCUGGUUCCUUCUGGAGGCUCUGCGGGGAGGUUCCUUGCUUCUCCCAGGUUUUGGAAGCUGCCUGGAUUCCCUGGCCCAUGGCUCCCUCCAUCAUCAAAGCCAGCAGUGGCCAGACGAAUCCUUUUCACAUCACAGACCUCAGACCUCCCCUCUGGCCCCCCUCUUCCACUUUUGAAGGCCCUUUUGAUUACCUUUGGCCCACCCAGGGCAUCCGGGAUCAGCCCCGACUUUAAGGUUAGCUGAUGAGUAACCUUCAUCCACCUGCAACCUCAGGCUCUUUCGCCUUGGACCCUGAUGUACUCACAGGUUCCAGGUGUUAGGACGUGGGCUUCCUGGGGUGGGGGGCCUGAGGUUCCCCCCACAAGGCCUCCAUCAACCCCCGGCCCUGGAGUGUCCGUCAUCCUACCCUAGGAAAACGCGGCUUCAGGAACACUUCCAGGCCUCUGAGCUUGAGAGGGCGCCCGGCAGGCUCCUGCGGGACUCAGUCCCAUGCAUCUGAGCGCACUGCGGUGGGGUCGGGGGCCAGGGCUCUUGGGUUUGUCCCCUCUUUCCAGGUACUGUGGCCAGGAACUGGCCUGUGUAAGUGGUGUACAAGGGACUUUACGUCUGUAGGAGUUAGUAUAUUUGAUGUUGUUAAUAUUAUUUUUGAUAGUACCGCUUUUGUAUGUAUGUACUCAGGACAGGGUCUGAGUUUUUAUAGCUUAAUAUAAAACUGAUUUUUAAAAUG
Nyctereutes procyonoides (raccoon dog) is the source of this 6065-nucleotide messenger RNA. RefSeq names its product TNF alpha induced protein 2 (gene TNFAIP2). Gene Ontology annotation, molecular function: SNARE binding. The record is from RefSeq and is a predicted model, not a curated record. The transcript is spliced from 11 exons. Lineage: Eukaryota; Metazoa; Chordata; Mammalia; Carnivora; Canidae. Bases 2458 to 4605 code for a protein of 715 amino acids. Gene Ontology annotation, cellular component: exocyst. Gene Ontology annotation, biological process: exocyst localization; exocytosis.